UCGGCAAUGAGAGGAGGGGAGAUGAGCGUGCUGUUGAAGGGGGCGUAUUGGACAGGAAGGCAAAAAAAUCCUUUCCCAGUAACUAUAUGUAUCUUAUUGUAGGAAAAACUGAGAGAGAGAGCAAAAAAAGACAUCGUAUAUCCUUCCUCUCAUUGUAAAGAAAAAAACUUAAUACUAAAAUAUUUCUUUUUCUAAAUAAAUACUACAUUUUUGCAUAUUUUAACUUUAAAUAGUUUUUUUUACAAAAUAAAUGGGGGAUUACGGGUUCGGUUUGUUGCAGACAGCUAACAUUACGAACGGCUCCACGAUCUUCGGCGGAGGCGCUUUUAGGUCAUACAGUAGUCCCUCAGCAGCCUCUACCCAGUUUCCCCCUCUCUCUCCAAGCAGCUUUUCUAUUUCCAGCAGCAGCAGUAACGUCGCCGUGUCCUCUCUGUUCCUGUCAGCUGCUGCGCAUCAUCAAAACAUGCAGGAUGAGCUGCUUCUUGGAGUGACAACAGCGCAGCAGCAGCCCCCGUCAGAGAAAAACAGCAGCAUCAAGGCAGGUCAGCAAAGCAACGGCAACCCAGAUUUCGCGAAGCAGCUGGAGCAGCACAAGCGCCUCGAUUUCUGCCACCUCCAGCAGCAGUCUGAUUUCAAAGCAGGGUUGACACACGAAAAAUUCGUGCAACCGCAUCAAAUUAAUAACCUGCAGCAGGAGCUGAAGAAACACCAUCAGCAGAUAAAUCAGCAGCAGCAGCCGCCGCCUGUGGGCGACUUCGGUCAUCUGGCUCAGCAGCAGCAGUACCAGAGCCUCAACCCCCUGCAAUCGUCCCCCAAAUCGGAUCAGGGCAGCUGCGAGCGGAGCUUAGAGAGCCCUGUCAAGAUCAACGCCUCUGCCAGCGACGACGUCGCGGCUUCCGAAGCCAAUGUGGUGGCCUCUGCUGCUAGCGCCGCUUCGUCAUCGCCAUCUGUGAACCCCGGCAAGGCUAAAAUCCAAAUGGAGAGCCCCAACAACCAUCUGAUGAACAAUAACAACAAUGGGGCCAGCCCUUCUAGCGGCAUGCUGCCCUCCGGUUUGGGAGCUGGAUUCGGAGCCCUUCAGACUACGGAGCUGUCGAGUCAGCAGCCACAGCCACCGCCUCCUCCCGGGGGCUCCGCGUCGCCUACAUUGCCGGGCUUUGCCACCCCUUGGUCAGUGCAGACCAGCUCUCCGCCGCCCGCUGUCAGUAACUCGAGCAACGGCAGCCACGCUAGCCCAAUGAGCCAGAUCGGCAACUCCGAGCCCGACAACAGCUUCUACCCCGGGAUCCCCUCCUCCAUCAACCCGGCCUUUUUCCAGAGCUUUUCUCCGGUGUCUGCUAAUCCCUGUCCCGGAAUUAAUGUGCCGGGCUUCAGUAGUCCCUUCUCUCCCCAGAUCAAUCUCGCGCAGCAGCAGCAGAGCAGGCGAUCACCAGUCAGUCCUCAAAUGCACCACCAACACCAGGCUGCUUUUCUCCAACAGAGAAACAACUACAAUCACCAUCAGCCCAUUUUAAAGCAGUCACCCUGGAGUAGUCAUCAAGGCAGUGGCUGGAGCUCAGGCGGAAUUUCCUGGGGUGGACUGCACGGUAGGGACCACCGUAGGCCUGGCGGUAUGGGGCUUCCAGGCACCAUAAACCAGAUCUCCCCUAUGAAGAAGCCAUUUUCAAGCAACGUCAUUGCUCCUCCCAAGUUCCCUCGCUCUGCAGCUUCACUGACACCAAAAUCGUGGAUUGAGGACAAUGUUUUCCGCACAGACAGCAACAGCAACACUCUUCUGCCACUACAAGAUCGCACUCGAAUGUAUGAUAGCUUGAACAUGCACUCCCUUGAAAACUCCCUGAUUGAUAUAAUGAGAGCUGAGCAUGAUCCCUUGAAAGGCCGAAUGGGAUACCCUCAUGCUGGGGCUGACAAUCUUCUUAUGCUAAAUGCAAGGAGUUAUGGGAGAAGAAGAGGACGCUCCUCUCUGUUCCCCAUUGAUGAUGGAUUGCUUGAUGAUGGGCACAGUGAUCAGGUGGUUCCAGGAGUGCUUAACUCUCCCAACUGCUACGCUCACCAAAAUGGUGAACGGAUUGAGCGUUUUUCCCGCAAAGUCUUCGUUGGCGGGCUCCCCCCAGACAUAGAUGAAGAUGAAAUAACCACAAGCUUCCGUCGCUUUGGACAUCUGGUUGUAGACUGGCCUCAUAAGGCUGAAAGCAAAUCUUAUUUCCCACCAAAAGGUUAUGCCUUCCUUCUUUUCCAAGAGGAAAGUUCUGUUCAGGCUUUAAUUGAUGCUUGCAUUGAGGAAGAUGGAAAGCUAUAUCUGUGUGUUUCUAGCCCUACAAUAAAGGACAAACCGGUCCAGAUUCGUCCAUGGAACCUUAGUGACAGUGAUUUUGUAAUGGAUGGCUCACAACCUCUGGAUCCCCGUAAAACCAUUUUUGUUGGUGGAGUUCCCCGUCCCCUUAGAGCAGUGGAAUUGGCUAUGAUAAUGGAUCGUCUUUAUGGUGGAGUUUGCUAUGCAGGAAUUGAUACAGACCCAGAGCUCAAGUACCCUAAAGGGGCUGGGCGAGUUGCCUUUUCUAAUCAGCAGAGCUAUAUUGCUGCCAUUAGUGCUCGGUUUGUUCAGUUGCAGCAUGGGGAUAUUGAUAAGCGGGUGGAGGUGAAGCCAUAUGUGCUAGAUGAUCAGAUGUGUGAUGAAUGCCAGGGAGCCCGUUGUGGAGGGAAGUUUGCGCCUUUCUUCUGUGCCAAUGUCACAUGCCUACAGUAUUACUGUGAGUUUUGCUGGGCAAACAUCCACUCUCGUGCGGGGCGCGAGUUUCACAAGCCUCUUGUUAAAGAAGGGGCCGAUCGUCCUCGACAGAUUCACUUCCGCUGGAACUGAAGGCCACAGAAGGAGCAACCCACGAAUGAGCAAAGAGUGCAUGUGGCUUAUUAUUUAUGAGAAUACCAAGAUGCUGAGGGAGAAAUAAGUGCAUUCUUCUGCCUCUUACCCUAAGCUAUCAGUACAGUACAUAUAUCUUUUGUAGCAGCCAAAACACUACAAGCCUCUGUUUUUCACCAAAACCCUACAUCUCAGGCUUUACUAACUUUUUUGUGGUACUUUCAUGUUUUUUAAAGAAUAAGAAAAGGAUUUUUUGUAGUUUUUCAAAUUAUUUUUGUAUAUAAAAUUUAAAAUAGAUAAGAGAAUGUUUUUGCAUGGGGGCACUCAAUCUGCUGCUAUCUCCAGUGGGUGAAGCGUGCACUUAUUUCUGGGAAAUCUUGAUUUUUAGCUCUUUAAGACCUGCCCCAGUGAUUUACCAAAGGUAGCAAAAAAUAAAUAACAAUAGGAGGCAACGUGGAACAUUUAUGCCACAAUACAAAAUUAUUUUUAUUGUUGCUAUUUGCUGUGUAUUCUUAAUAAUAAAAAAAAAUAGGGUUACUUUUUGCUCUCCAUUUUGACUUGCAAAAAAAUAAUACCUCAUGAUAAUAAUCUGGUUUGUUAUUAGCUAUUUAAGCAUUUCUAACCACAAGCCGUAAUAGAAGCUUUGCUGCUAUAUAUAGAUGUUAUUUUUAAUGCCAUCUAAUAAUACAGUUGAAAUUAAAAAAAAAAAAAAAAAGAAAGAAAUACGUAAUCUGCAUUGCAAGCUAAAAUGCAGAAGGCACACUUGGCCUAAACUGCCAUCAUUUUAGAAUAUGAAAAUUGAACUGCAUGUUUUACUUACUUAUAUACACCAUAUGCAUGCAAUGUUAACACUAAUAAUGACUAAUAGGGAGAAAAUAAUGGAAACCGUAUAAAGCGUUAAUAUUAGGUAGCAUGAAGAAAAAUACAAAAACUGGAUAUAUUUAGAAAUUAAAGUUACAAAAACAACCUUGCAUGCAUCAUUGUGACGAGUAACCAGAGUGUCCUACAUAUGUACAAUAAGAAAAAAAUAUAUAGUUUUAGAUUAGAAUGUGCAGCCAUUUUUGUGACCUGGUGGAUAGUGGAAUUCGAAAACUUUUGCAGACUGGAUAUAAAAGUAUUCUCUGUGCAAUUUUUGUGAUGUGUUGUUCUAUUUAACGUGGAGUGAGGUUUUACUAUAGCUAGAACAUCAAUGUAGAACUAGAAGCAAAACAACAGAAAAAAAAAGAAUAACAAAGUUUUCCACACCCCUCUCCCCC
This is a messenger RNA of Polypterus senegalus (gray bichir), 4116 nucleotides long. It is a transcript of the gene cpeb2, whose product is annotated as cytoplasmic polyadenylation element binding protein 2. Gene Ontology annotation, biological process: negative regulation of cytoplasmic translation. Gene Ontology annotation, cellular component: neuron projection; cytoplasm; synapse. The transcript is spliced from 11 exons. The record is from RefSeq and is a predicted model, not a curated record. The coding region runs from base 251 to 2860 and encodes 869 amino acids. Lineage: Eukaryota; Metazoa; Chordata; Cladistia; Polypteriformes; Polypteridae. Gene Ontology annotation, molecular function: ribosome binding; mRNA regulatory element binding translation repressor activity; mRNA 3'-UTR binding.